Messenger RNA from Mytilus californianus (California mussel), 859 nucleotides. RefSeq lists its product as uncharacterized. The transcript is spliced from 8 exons. The record is from RefSeq and is a predicted model, not a curated record. The coding region runs from base 113 to 859 and encodes 248 amino acids. NCBI's taxonomy places the organism in Eukaryota, Metazoa, Mollusca, Bivalvia, Mytilida, Mytilidae.
UUUACGAAAUUGCGCUUUAAUAUAAGUUAGAAGAUAAGCUUCCGUCAACGCCUCUAGCAAGAUGAGAAAGCGAAAGUUCAUAUGACUGUUUUUGAAGAAGAGAUCCAGAAUCAUGCAUUUAAUGAGAAUUCAGCUGAUAUAUUAUUUUGUACAACUUUUAACUGAACCAUGUGUAAAAGGUUUCAAUAUAAUAUGUCCAGGACAACAUCAAAGGAUUUUCAGAAGUAAAGAGUUCUGUAAAACUAUUGAAAACCCAGUUUAUUUAUGCUUAUACAAUACCUUCAGUUUACAGUAUUCUGAAAACUGCACAAAAAUGGAAUAUGCUAGUAGAAAAGGAAGAAAAAUUGUGUUAAGUCCUGCAAUCAAUGAAAUUGAUUGUAAAGAUGAUAGAUUCCAGCCUAUUCCAUUUACAACUAACAGUUUUACUGACUGUUUAUUUGGAAAGUCCAAAUGCAAUGAGGAAGGCCAAGUUCUGAUAAGUGAUGGGUCCACCAUUAUGGACAGAACCUGCAGAUGUGAUUAUAGAAAUGGAUAUGCUUAUGUCACACAGCCAAAGGACAAAUGUUUUUGUGUACCGUCACAGGAAGAUUGUAGUUGUUUCUCGAAACAUUGUAAAGAAAAUGAAAUGUUCUCAGCAGAUUAUCGCUGUGUUCUGAUGAAUAGUUCAAGAUCAAAUGUAUGUGGAGAGAUACUAGAUGGGCCACCUACAACUGAAACAACGAACAUCAAUAACAUCUUUGUGGACAAUAAAGAAUAUCCAAGGUCAUUUUCACCUUCAGCCUUAACUGGUAUUCUAAUUUUAUUGUUUAUUACCAUUGUUUUAAUUAUGAUGUUUAGGUAUUUACUACCAAAAGUCUAG